GUAACCCGUCUAGUGGGUGUGCGGUAUGUCGUGGGUGGGGUGAGAAGCUGGUGGGGCCGUCUAGCAUGCCGCAUGGUACUUCGCCCGCACCAUAACCUUUACCCCCCCUCCCCCGGUUGUGUUCUUGUGUCGUCCCUCAUGCUCCUCUCUGGCUGCUCGCAUGCUCCAUGUGUCGUACCUCAUGGCUCAUGUUCCUGGCUCUUGUGACGUCGUGGCUUGUCAUGUGAGAUGUGACGUGCCGGCUUCUUGUCCCCCUACCGUACCUGCCUGCCUGCCCAGGUGGCGGCGGGGUGGAGGUGCGGCUGGUGACCCCCGGGUCGGUCCUGCUGGAGGGGAGUCCCGCGGGUCAGCGGGAGGCGGCGGAGGGGGUGCUGGAGCGGCUGGGGGUGCGGGUCACCACGGGCACCCGUGUCACCCGGCUGAGCGCCCCCCCCUCCGACACCGCCCUGCCCACCGCCUGCACCCUCACCCUCGCACCCACCGCCCCCCAGCAGCACCCCCAGCAGCAUGCAGGGGAGGGGGGAGAGCGGCAGUCCUGGUACCAACAGGAGGGCCAGCCAGCAGCAGCCGCAGCAGCAGCAGCACCACCACAGCCCCCCUCCAGCGAGCAGCAGCAGCAGCCCCCGCUGCUGCAGGAGCUCUCCGCGGACCUGGUGGUGUGGACGGCGGGCAGCAGUCCCGCCACCGCAGCAGCAGCAACAACACCGCCCACAGCGGCUGAACCCCUUCCCUCGGAAGCGGCGGCAGCAGCAGCAGCAGCGGGAGGCAGGCCGCUGCAACAGCCGAGUGGUGGGGGUGGUGGGGGUGGUGAGGGGCGCAGCGGCUUCCCCUUCCCCACCACUGCAAAGGGAGCCAUACUCACGGAGCCCUCCCUGCGGGUGUGUGGCACCCAGCGAGUGUUCGCACUGGGGGAUGUGGCGGUCACAUCCUCCUCGCCCUCGCCCUCCUCUUCUCCUACUCUGGGACAGUCCCAGCCCUCCCAGCCCUCCCCCUCCCAGUCCCCGCUGCCCGCCACCGCCCAAGUCGCCUUCCAGCAGGCCGACUACGUGGCGUGGAACAUAUGGGCGACCAUCAACGGCCGCCCGCUGCUGCCGUUCAGGUACCAGCACCUGGGCAGUAUGAUGUCGCUGGGCCAGCUCAACGCCGCCCUCGCCCUGCCGCUGCCGCUGCCGCAGCCCCUGGCCGCCUCCCUCACCGCCUCGCCCCUGCUGGCGCCGCUGCUCAGCGCAGCCGGGGUGCGCAUCAACACCAACUCCAACUCCACCGGUGCCGGAACAGCGGGUGGGGUUACCGGUACGGCAGGCAGUGCAGAGGGUACGACAGGAGGCGGGGAAGGUACGGGCAGCAAGGAGGAGGAGGGCGUGAAGGGUGCUGCUGCGGUGACGUUGGAGGGUCCGCUCGCUGCGAUGUUGCGGCGGGGCGCCUACCUGUACCGGCAACCCACGGCGGAGCAGCGGGUGGCGGUGGCGGCGAGCUGGGUACGGCAGGGGCUGGCGGCGGCGGCGGCGCUGGCGGGGGGAAGGGGAAAGUGAGGGGGAGGGGAGGUGGUGGAGGAAGGGGAGAGCCGAGGAGUGGGUUAGGUCAAACUAACUGGCCGCAGGUGUGGGUGUGCGAGGGUGAGAGAGGGGAGUGUAUGUGGGGGGUGAGCAUUAGGGUAUUAGGUGUGGCUUGGCGUGUUGUCACGAGGCUGUAGGCUGGAGUGCAAGCUAAACGAAAAUGGUGCAAGGGAGGAAAAACGAGAUGAAAGGUGAAGCACAGGGAGGAGGGUGUUAACCUUUGCAAUUGCUCGUCGUUGUUGUUUGGGAGGAGAGCUUCCUCGUCUGUCGGGGGCCGUCCUGCCAUUCUAUUUGAGUCUUCGGUGAAAUCGCUGACUGUUACCCGUUUAAGAAAAUAUGCAUAAGAUGGGCACAUGGGCAAAAGUGGAUGAUGAGUUGCGCGGACGAACAGGUGGUGUUGAGCGGACCCAUGGCACGCAUCAGGCACCUGUGUAUUCAAGGGAGGAG
Messenger RNA from Astrephomene gubernaculifera, 2003 nucleotides. NCBI's taxonomy places the organism in Eukaryota, Viridiplantae, Chlorophyta, Chlorophyceae, Chlamydomonadales, Astrephomenaceae. The record is from the annotation of a GenBank genome assembly.